UAAUUCAUGAUCGAUAUUAUCUAACCAUCAAUAUUUUCAAACUCAGUGUUAAGAACUUCAAAAACGGAGUUACAACAUUAGCAAUUGAAAUCAAAUUCUUACACCUUUUACUUUUCUUAAAAAAAAUAAAAAAUUCUUACACAUCAUAACCUACGUAGAAAUAUUAAUAUAAGUGUUCUUAUAAUUUAUCAAAACCUUUCUGUUCCUCGUUCCUCGUCUCUCUCCAUUCGACGGCGGCGGUUCGCCCCUUUACCACUACCGACCGCUAAUUGAUCUCGUCUUCUUCCCUUCUUGUAGCUUCAGGCAACCACCAAAGAGACACCGUUUUCGUCGUGACGCUUUCAGCUGGGAUUUUACGUUUAAGUGUAGUAAAGAUGAGUUUGAUUUCUCAAAAUGCUGUUGUUAAGAAUAAAGUGAAAAAGAAGAGCAAGUGGAUCGGUGAUGAGGGUGAGGAGCCUUCCUUGUUGGAAGGCAGGGAGGAAAGUUUAGAGAAAGAGGGUUCUGAUGUUGAAGCUGCUGUAACUCAUAAGAAGAGAAAGAAGAGGAAUGAUGCGGAGGAAAAGAAAAUGCUUGCCGAGGAAGAAUUGGAAACGCAGAAAUUGGGGGAUUUUUUGUUUGGUUCUCUUCAUUCCCCUGUUGAAUUUGGAAAGGGAGAUGAAGAUGAAGAUGAAGAUGAAGAUGAAGAUGAAAAAGGUGGGUUAAAUGUGGUUGACUCUGCAUUGUUUGUCUUGGACCGCUCUGGUAAUAAAGAUGUAUUAGUUAAUGGAGAAGAUGGGGGUUAUCAAGCGGGAAUUGUUGACGAAGAUGGUGAUAAGCAAAGGAAGCCUGCCUGGAUGGAUGAUGAGGAGGAGACUGUUGUUAAUAUUUCGAAGGUUAAUAGGCUGAGGAAGCUGAGGAAGGAGGAAGAUGAGACCGUUAUAUCUGGUUCUGCGUAUGUGUCAAGGUUGAGGGCUCACCAUGCGAAGCUGAACCCUGGCACAGAUUGGGCCAAUCUUGAUGCGAAGGUCAGAACAUAUGACUCUGAUGAGGAAUCUGAGGUAGAAAAUGGGGCGGUGGUUGCUUCAGGGUAUAAAAAUGUUGAUAAUAUUCUUAAAACUAAUGAAGAGCUUGUGGUGAAGAGAGGAGGGAGGCUUUUGCCUGGAAUUCUUGAGUACUCAAGAUUAGUUGAUGCAAAUGCAGAAGACCCUUCUAAUGGCCCAAUUAACUCAGUCCAGUUUCACAGAAAUCAUCAGUUACUCCUUGCUGCUGGAUUAGACCGGAAGCUGAGGUUUUUUCAGAUUGAUGGCAAGAGGAAUAAAAUGAUGGAUUCUAUCUUCAUUGAAGAUUGCCCUAUUAGAAAUGCAUCUUUCUUACCUGAUGGCUCUCAAGUUAUUGUUUCCGGGAGAAGAAAGUUCUUUUACAGCGUCGACAUAUCCAAGGGGUAUGUGGAUAAGAUUGGGCCACUGACUGGUAGAGAGGAAAAAAGCUUAGAAGUUUUUGAGGUUUCACCUGAUUCUCGUACUAUAGCCUUUUUGGGAAAUGAAGGUUACAUCUUGCUGGUGUCAGCUAAAACGAAGGAACUGAUUGGCACCCUUAAGAUGAAUGGUACAGCUCGCUCACUAGCCUUUACUGAUGAUGGGCAGCAGUUGUUGAGUUCCGGUGGUGAUGGACAUGUCUACCACUGGGAUUUAAGAACGAGAACUUGUCUCCAUAAGGGUGUGGAUGAGGGCUCCAUUAAUGGCACUGCUCUUUGUACUGCACCAGUAGGGAAUCUUUUUGCAGUUGGAUCGUCAAGUGGAAUAGUAAAUGUUUACAACAGGGAGGAAUUUUUGGGUGGUAAGAGAAAACCAGUUAAAAUACUUGAGCAUCUCAGAACCGAAGCAAGUUUCAUGAAGUUCAACCAUGAUGCCCAGAUUUUAGCCAUCUGUUCAACUAUGCAGAAGAGCAGCCUAAAGCUGGUUCACAUCCCUUCAUUUACUGUCUUUUCUAAUUGGCCUCCUGCAAACAGAACGCUACACUAUCCAAGAUGCUUGGAUUUUAGUCCGGCUGGUGGUUUCAUGGCUGCAGGGAACGCAGCAGGAAAGGUCUUGCUGUAUAAGUCGCAUCAUUAUCAGCAAGCAUAACUUAUUACUACUGUCUGGAUGUACUAUUAUCCUGUUAUUUCCAAUUUUGCUUAAAAGGAAUAGCUUCUCUCUGAUUUUGAGAAUAACCGAGAGAACUAACCAGUAAGAUUUUGUUAGUCUUUGAGAUUAUUGAGUUGCUGUUCUUAGAAAUUCUUCUUUAGCGGUAAUGUUAUCAUGAGCUUAAUAGCAGAUAUUAAUUAAAAGUAUUUCGAAUGUAACAACAGAUAUUAAUCCAGAGUAUUUCAAACUGUAUUAUUUAACUUU
Messenger RNA from Chenopodium quinoa (quinoa), 2366 nucleotides. Its product is annotated as U3 small nucleolar RNA-associated protein 18 homolog. Gene Ontology annotation, molecular function: protein binding. The record is from RefSeq and is a predicted model, not a curated record. Gene Ontology annotation, cellular component: small-subunit processome; Pwp2p-containing subcomplex of 90S preribosome. The coding region runs from base 375 to 2102 and encodes 575 amino acids. The transcript has 2 exons. Gene Ontology annotation, biological process: rRNA processing. NCBI's taxonomy places the organism in Eukaryota, Viridiplantae, Streptophyta, Magnoliopsida, Caryophyllales, Amaranthaceae.